GUCUGCGCCCUGCUCCUGGCGUGUCUAUUCGCGUACGACAUCUUCUGGGUGUUCUUCUCACACCGCUUCUUCGGGGCCAACGUGAUGCUCUCAGUCGCCACGCAGCACGCCCACAACCCCGCCCACUCCGUCGCGCACUCGCUGCACCUGCCCUCCGCAGUGGCGGGGUCGAUCGUUAGAGAAAUCGAGCUUCCCGUGAAGCUGCUUUUCCCGAGGGACCUGUUCGGAGAGCUCAACAUCUUUUCGGGGGAGAAAGGCAGGCGGGCGCGUGAUUUCAUGGUGCUCGGACUAGGCGAUAUGGCCAUACCAGGCAUGCUACUGGCCCUUGUUCUGUGCGUGGACCAGCACAAGAGGCGGCAGCAGCAGGAGCGGCAGCAGGAGCGGGAGCUGGAGGUCCUAGAGGCAGGGAAGGGAGGGCAAGAACAGCAGCAAGAGCCGCAUGAGCAUUCUCAACAGCACACUCAGCAGCACUCUAAGGGCAAUUUGAGCCGCCCACUACUGGACUCGUUGCCUGCAGCAGGGGAGCAGGGGAGUGGGUACCUGGGCUAUGUGUGGGUGGCAGCGGUGGGGUAUGCCGUAGGACUCGUGGCUGCUCUGGCUGCUGGCGUGCUCACAAGAUCGCCCCAACCUGCCUUGCUCUACCUGGUGCCUUCAACUCUCGGCCCCGUGUCGCUAGUGGCAUGGAGAAGAGGCGAGCUGGCAGAUCUGUGGGACGGCUCGCCAGACCUCAUCCCCUUCGAUCGGGACAAGCUUGAAACUCUGGAUGUUUGA
Molecule: messenger RNA, 771 nt
Organism: Closterium sp. Naga37s-1
Lineage: Eukaryota; Viridiplantae; Streptophyta; Zygnematophyceae; Desmidiales; Closteriaceae
Source: the annotation of a GenBank genome assembly